UCGCGAUUAGGCCGAGGAGAUCUAUUCGCAACACAAUUCUGCAACACAAACUAUCAUUUCAUGGCCGUUGACGUUGUACACAAUAACCUGUGGUGAUGGAUAAGAUUAUGGUAGCAACGGGAUUCCUAUUUUUUGCCGCAGAUGUACUGGCACUUACAAGUGUAUUCAACCCAGUAUGGGUAGUAUCUCAUGCUCGUGGAUCAGGAGCUAUGACAAUGGGCCUUAUCUCACAGUGCCUGACAAUCUUUGGGAGGGAUACAGUAUGCAUCUCUCCUAAUCUCUGCCCAGCCUGGCAAAUCACCCUCUUUUUCAUUGUGUGUGCCAUCAUCUGUCUGACAAUCACCUGCAUUAUGUUUGCCUACUCUACAAGAAGAAUCACCAUGCUGGAUCAUGCAAGAUGGUUCUCAUUUGCAGCAAUUAUUCUAUUGUGCCUAGCAGCCAUCAUAUUCCCCAUUGGCUUCUACGUGGAUGAAAUCGGAGGUGAACCAUACAAACUUCCGAGCACCGUUUCCGUAGGGUCGUCUUAUGUGAUAUUCCUUAUCUCCAUUGUUCUCACGGUCAUCUCUGAGCUCCUAGCGGGCAAGCUUUGUGCUCCUCUCUUUGUCGUAAGAGGAUAGUGACUGGAUUCUUUGAAUUCUCCGACUUUGUAUCUGAACUGCUUUUAUCAUUAUUUAUUUUAUCGCUUGGAAUACUCCCCAGGGAGUGGAUAAUGGACAUACAUUGUAUACAUGCAGGGAAUACUGAUGAUCACAACAAUAAUAAUCUAUAGAGGCUUUUUUAUCGAAGCCUCUUAUUAAUGAUUGGAUUAUUAUCAUAUAUCUAAAUUGUCUUAUGAUUAUUCAAUUUUGUCAUAGUCGGCAGUUUUGAAAACUGUAUCAUGUAUGUAGAUCAUAAUGGUGUGUUAAGAAAGCUGGUGGGUGUUUCAUACAGCUGUUUGAAAAGUACAUAUGUCUUGACGAUUGACUGGGAACAUGUUCUUCGGUAGUUAGUCAUACUAUUUAGUACAAAAAUGGGUCACCAGUCAUAUGUCCGUGUAAAGUAGUUUGGAACAGCUUUCUAUGAAUCACCCGCCUGCUGUGUCUCCGUUUUACCUCUAAGUGAAAGUUUUUGAAACUUAUAUUUGAAAUUAUGCAUUAUCAUCAAGAUAGGAUGUGAACUUUUCUUUGAAAAUGUAAUAAAAGAGGCUCAGAUCGUGAGUCAUAGGGCUGAACAACUCAUAUCUUCAGGGGGGGGGGGGCGGUGUUAAUGACUGGCGAUCCAUUCUUGUGCUAAUCAGAUUCUCAAUACUUUAUACUCCACCAGCUAAAGUUGAAAUCUGAUCUUUGGAGUAAAUUAUUGUUGUUUACAAGCCAUUUAUGCAAGGUUUUUUUUUUAUUAUUUUUCUAGAUAUUAAUAUGAAAUUUUAUAGAAAUUUCUCUCGCAUAAAUAGGAAAUACAGUAUGAUAAUACACCAGAAGCUGGUCUGUACUUUGAGAGGAAGAAGAAAGAACAAAUAUUGAGAUAUACUAUUUAGCACAAGAAAGGGUCACCAGUGGUGCAUUAAGUUG
Messenger RNA from Lytechinus variegatus (green sea urchin), 1547 nucleotides. RefSeq lists its product as uncharacterized. The coding region runs from base 96 to 617 and encodes 173 amino acids. Gene Ontology annotation, cellular component: Golgi apparatus; ciliary membrane. The record is from RefSeq and is a predicted model, not a curated record. Lineage: Eukaryota; Metazoa; Echinodermata; Echinoidea; Temnopleuroida; Toxopneustidae. Gene Ontology annotation, biological process: negative regulation of smoothened signaling pathway. The transcript has 3 exons.